Salvelinus fontinalis (brook trout) is the source of this 1015-nucleotide messenger RNA. RefSeq names its product rRNA methyltransferase 2, mitochondrial-like. The transcript is spliced from 2 exons. The coding region runs from base 105 to 836 and encodes 243 amino acids. NCBI's taxonomy places the organism in Eukaryota, Metazoa, Chordata, Actinopteri, Salmoniformes, Salmonidae. Gene Ontology annotation, cellular component: mitochondrion. Gene Ontology annotation, molecular function: rRNA (uridine-2'-O-ribose)-methyltransferase activity. The record is from RefSeq and is a predicted model, not a curated record. Gene Ontology annotation, biological process: RNA methylation.
AACUCACGUGAUCAGGAAGUGCAACUACAAAUUCGAACGAAAUGCUGUCUGCCAGCAGCAUUAGCACAGAUUAGGACAUCUUUGCCAUUACAUUUAGCUACAUAAUGUGGUACUCAGUGUUACAAAAAUCAUAUCUACAUACCUCUGUACAUCUCCUAAAAAAGGCUGCGCAUAAUCUGAAAGGAAAGAGUACUGCCGAUCAGCGUUGGAUAGUUCGGCAGUUUAAUGACCCCUUUGUGAAGGCUGCCCCUUUGCACAUCUACCGGUGUAGAAGCGCCUUCAAACUGCUGGAGAUUGAUGACAAAUACAAACUUUUAAAACCUGGAUUCAACGUACUAGAUUGUGGUGCUGCACCGGGUGCUUGGAGCCAGAUAGCUGUUCACAGGGUCAACUCAACUGGGGCUAACGGAGAAUUCCCCCGUGGCACUGUGGUUGGAAUUGACCUUCUGCGUAUAGCACCUCUAGAUGGAGCUCACUUCCUGUCCAAUCAUGACAUCACCGACCCAGUCACACAUGCCAAGCUGCUUGAACUUCUCCCUGGUGCCCAGGCUCAUGUCAUCAUGAGUGAUAUGGCACCCAAUGCCAGUGGUUUCAAGGAGAUGGACCAUGAAAAACUCAUCACAAUGUCAUUGUCAUUGAUUGACUUGGCUGAGAAGGUGUUGCAGACUGGUGGCUCUCUGAUUUGUAAGUAUUGGGACGGGGCAUUGGCGCACCAGCUUCAGCAGAAGCUUUCAGCUGUGUUCCGUGACGUCAGGACAGUCAAACCAAAAGCCAGCCUAAAGGAGUCGUCAGAGUUGUUUUUCCUUGCCAGGUCGUACAGAAAUAAAAAAGUCUGACUGUAUAUUUUAUAAUGUGUGUUGUAAGCUUUGUUCACCUGCAAAAGAAAGGCUUGAGGUGCUAAAGCACUUGAGGAGCCCCUCUAUUUCUCCUUCCUGAAUGUACUUUUUGUAAAAAUCUGUAGUGUGCUAUGAUAUCUUUACCCAACUCAUUAAAAUCGAUGGAUAUUCUACAAUGA